This is a messenger RNA of Serpula lacrymans var. lacrymans S7.9, 2782 nucleotides long. RefSeq lists its product as uncharacterized. The transcript has 8 exons. Lineage: Eukaryota; Fungi; Basidiomycota; Agaricomycetes; Boletales; Serpulaceae. The record is from RefSeq and is a predicted model, not a curated record. The coding region runs from base 1 to 2718 and encodes 905 amino acids.
AUGCCUCCCCAGAUAUAUCAUCACAAACCCGCCCGGCCACACCACAGCAGCUUAACUAUACCCUGCGAGAAUUCUCAGUGCAACCGCUGGUUUCGCAGUGUCUCUGGUUUGAAAAAACAUGUGCGCUCUUGUCAUGUCAGCGCCCCCAGCCAUCCACUUCCUCCUGAGCACCCAGCACUUUCACCACCAGCUGAAAAUGAACUAGAAAGCAACUUCGAACCAUUUGACGGACAGGAUGAGCAAGAAAAUCCGCUAUCCAAUGAGCCAUUAGAAGAUCAGGCUCAAUGUGAGAUUGAAUACCAUCCUUUUCUAGAUGGACGGCCUUGUGAUGAAAACGGGAACUUUCUACCUCCUGGAGCAAAACCUGUACUACCCGAAACCCCGUCAACCAAUGAUUGGUCCCCAUACCGGGAUUAUGUUGAGUUUGAGAUGGCGGAACUCCUCUACAAAAAGGUACAGAUGUCUGGGGGAGAUAUUAAUGCCCUUGUAGAUCUGUGGAGGGCCUCGUUCAUCAAAAAUGGUCUGGCUGAUGAAGAUGUCCCUUUUGCAAACAAGGACGACUUGUACCGAGUAAUUGACUCAACUUCCGGCAGUGAUGUGCCAUGGGAGUCUUUCUCUCUCUCAUAUAAUGGCGAGCUUCCCGGAGAAGACCCCCCAGAGUGGAUGAAACAGGAAUUUGAUGUUUGGUUUAGGAGUCCGCGUGCCAUCAUUCAAAACAUGCUAUCUAAUCGAGACUUCUGUGGUGAAACCAAUUUCAUGCCUUACCGGAAGUUUAGCAAGAAGGGAGAGCGAGAAUAUAAAGACUUCAUGUCAGGGGAGUGGGCCUGGAAGCAGGCCGACAAGAUCUCCGUGGAUCCAACAACCCAUGGCUCAUCAUUCGUGCCCGUUAUUCUAGGCAGCGAUAAGACCACAGUGUCAGUUGCGACAGGCCAAAAUGAAUAUUAUCCAGUGUAUAUAUCCAUUGGAAACAUUCAUAAUAAUGUCCGACGAGCACAUAGGAAUGCUGUUGCAUUGCUGGGCUUUCUGGCCAUUCCAAAGACUGAGAAGAAGUAUGCAAAUGACGUCGAGUUUUGCAAGUUUCGCCGACAGUUACUCCACACCUCCCUGGCUUGCAUUCUUCAAGAUCUCAAACCCGGGAUGCUAGUUCCGGAGGUUCUACGAUGCGCUGACAUGCAUUUUAGGUGUGUUAUCUAUGGUAUUGGUCCAUACAUAGCUGAUUAUCCGGAGCAGGCUCUUCUUGCAUGUAUAGUUCAAGGGUGGUGUCCUCGCUGUAUUGCCUGGCCUAACAAUCUUGAUGGCGAAGGUGGUCGGCGCUCAGAAGAUCAUACAGAGGUUCUUGCAAACUUCCUCAGUCCAGUGGUUUUGUGGGACCAAUAUGGUAUUGUUAGUGACAUAGUACCAUUCACACAUGAUUUCCCUCGUGCCGACAUACAUGAAAUUCUGGCUCCUGAUCUUCUUCACCAAGUCAUCAAAGAGGAUUACCUCCAUCUAACAUAUAGCAAGAAGCGGGCUGACGAGAUUUCGGAUGACAUUGACCGACGGAUUGCAGCAGUUCCCUCGUUUCCUGGCCUUCGACGAUUUCCUCAAGGCCGUGGAUUCAAGCAGUGGACCGGCGACGAUUCAAAGGCUCUCAUGAAGGUGUACCUCCCCGCUAUUGAAGGGCAUGCUUUUCUCGACUUCUGUUACUUGGUACGGCACGAUACUCACAGUGACAGCACCAUCCAGAAAGUGCAAGAUGCCGUCAAGGAUUUCCACCACAGCCACACCAUUUUUGAGACACUAGGUGUCCGACCAACAGGGUUCUCUCUCCCACGACAGCAUUCACUACAACAUUAUCCAUGGCUCAUUCGAAUGUUUGGGUCUCCAAACGGCCUCUGUUCGUCAAUAACGGAAUCACGACACAUUACGGCUGUAAAAGAACCAUGGCGCCGGUCAAGCAGAUUUGAAGCACUUGGUCAGAUGUUGCUGAUCAACCAGAGGCUCGACAAACUUGCGGUCUCUAGGGUGGACUUUACAGCCCGUGGGAUGCUUUCAGGCAUGCGUCAAUAUUCAACAAACUGCCACAAACUCAGUGUGCAGCUCAACCAACCCCGCCUUGUUGAGUUACUCCGACGCUUCCUUUACAGCCAAGCGCACAUGAACGACCAUGACGCGCCCUCAGCCUUUAAUAUACCCCUGCACCAAUGCCCCAUGUUCAAUUCGAGGGUAGUUGCGACGCACUCGGCAGUCGCAUAUUUCUAUGCGCCAAGCGACUGCAGUGGAACCGAUGGUAUGCGCCGAGAAACAAUUCGUGCCACGCAUUUGUGGCGAAAGCAUGCGGCUCGUUACGACUGUGCUUUUGUCGAGCGCGAUCCUUCAAUUCCAGGAAUCCGAGGACUCGAUGUCGUUCGCAUUUUUGCAUUCCUUUCUUUCUCACAUGAUAAUACUACUUAUCCAUGUGCUCUUAUACAGUGGUUCUCUCAUAUUCUGGAUGAGCCUGAUGAACUCACUGGGUUGUGGAAGGUCCAGCCUGAUACAAAUGACAAUGGAUCACCCAGUCUCGAAAUUAUUCAUUUAGACUGUAUCUUUCGUAGUGCACAUCUCAUGCCUGUAUUCGGCGAUUAUGGUCAUCGGUUCAUCCCACCUGACAUUGAUUUCACUAACUCACUAGAUAAAUUUCCUACGUUCUACAUUAAUAAAUAUAUAGACCAUCAUGCCUUCGGACUUAGCCAAGGAUGAUUCAUAACUUGUCAAACUUGAUUUUGUACUUCAUGUACUUGGACCACGCUUGGAUAACACUUUG